GUAAAUAGUAUGCAUAAAAAUGUUCUUAAAACUGAUAAUAAUAGCUCUUUUUGAUUUAAUUGCUGCAAGGAAUAUUCAUGUCUUGAUGACUGAAGUAUUUGAAAUAGUGGUGGAUCCAUCGAUGUUUAAUUGGACCCAUGAAGGAAUUAAAGAUCAGUAUGUUUAUCAAGCAUCUCUUUUAAAUGCCCCUGACUUACCAUCAUGGAUGAAUUUUGUAUAUAGUAAAAAAAAUCAUACAGGUAUUUUGUAUGGGGUUCCCCCAAAUAUGCCCAACACAAAAAUUCCCUUAGAAAUAAUUGCCCUAAAUAAAAAAAAUUACGAAACGAGGAUAGAAACACUGAAUGUGAUCAUCUUGAAUAAAAGAAAACCAGCUAGGUAUGAAGUGAACAUCAAAAUAGAUAAUUUGAAUGUCGAGGAUAUGUUUAAUGUUAAUCGGACUGAUGCUUUGAAGGGUAUUUUUCGAGAAAAACUCUGGAAAGGUAGCGGAGGCGAUUUAUACAUUACUUUCCUUAGUUCGGCAGUAGAAUUAGGUGCACGAAAACCUUUGGUUCCUGGCAAGGAAGAGGGGGUGGUUGUUCGUUUGGGAAGUUAUGAGGAAUUUUCCCCAGAAUUGCUCAAACUGCAAGAAGAAGUUAGGCCGUUAUGGAAAUUAGGCUCUUGUAACUUCAAACGAACUUCCGUUCAAAUAAUUUUCAGGGACAAUGGCUUUAACCUUGAUUGGUGCUUUUUCAGGCUGAUGUAUAACAACAAUUCUGAUCUGAAUCAACCGGGAGCAAAUGAAAAACUGUCAAGUUUAGAAGAGAAUAAUUUGUUACAUGAUCACUGGAAACCAGUUUCCAAGUCCGAUCUACCAAAAAGAAGUUAUUCUCAGGAGUUACUCGUUUCAAUAUUAGUUCCGUUGUUAAUUAUGUUGGUGUUAGCCUCAACGUUAUCGUUCAUUCUGUGUCUUCACCAUGACGAUCUAGAAGACGAAGGAAGUGAAGAAUUCUUCGGUAACUUAUUUCACAUUUGUACUGAUUAUUAUUACAACUAUUACAUUUACAGGAAAAGCCCAGACGAUGUCCCAUCGGAAGAAACAAAUCAAUUCACGACCAUCCAGAGAGCAACGGAAUCCAUCCGCAGCUUCUCAAAAAAUAGGGACUUGAGCAUGUCCCCAGAUCCAAUGCUACUUUCUCGCAGCCAGACAAACAGCCCUACGUCCACCAUAAGUCGUGGCGUUCACUGCAGACCAAGCCCACCACCAUACGUACGGCCAAAAUUCAAGCCCGAGUUGUGACAAACGGAAACGGAGGAGAAAACCUGGUACUGCUGAAGCUAAUGCCACAUCAAAAGAUUUUUGGCUUUGUAGGGAAGGUGUUUAGAAGCGUAUUAUGAUGUAAGUCGUCUGAAUUUUUUGCAUUCUGUUGAAAUCAUCAGAAUUUUAUUUGGGUGUUCAAGUUUAUACGUACAGGUCAACAGGAACAAGUUUAAGAGUGAGGUACAGGAGUAAAUUUACAAACAGAGAAGUGAGAACGCAUUUAGAAAGAACAAGAGUGUGACACAAAUUGCUCGAAUGGUGUAUGGGCCAUAUGUUCUAGGCAAGGGCUCUUUCUCUCUGGAAAACUGCUUGAUCUUUUGAAUGUACUGACAUCUUGAUGUCCAUUUGUCAGAAGAAAAAGAUGAAAAAAUACAUUGCACCUCUCCGACAUCUGAGGCUGUCGGCGCCGAAUAGGUCCGGCAUCGGUGGUUCCUCUGGCUAGCUCAUCCAUAAAUCUUCUAGCAUGGUGUGAGGCCAUCUUUUCAACUCUUUAGAACUUGGAUCCUCUUCCUCCUCCUCUUCCGAUUUCUUUAAGUGUAGGGCAAAGCCUUAUUUUAGCUAAUUAUAAGCGUGGGGCAAGGUCCCGUGUUAGUUUAUUGAAGUAUGGGGCAAAGCCCUCUUUUGGGUUACGAAUUCCUUUUUGAAUAGCACUUUUUACAGGCUGCGUGACAUAUCGUGACCAGAUUUAAGUCCGGAUGAUAUGGAGGUCUUAAUACAUUGUGGCCUUUGUCACCCAGAAUCUUGUCAAUAAUGCAAGUUUUAAAGUUGGUUUGUAGAAUUUAAUGAAGCUGUAUAAUUUUGGCCUUAAGCAUAUUUUCGAUGAAAGGAAAAUUUCUUCAGGUAAAUCAUUUUUUCAGAACUUCUUUCCGAGAACUCAAAUUACGACAUUUCUCGCUUUGAACAUGUAAUGUCGAUUAUACACUUCUAAAUAGCAAGUUAAAUAUAACUUUCUCUUCAGCCAUUUUUUUUUAAAUUCAUUGUCAACGUUGUAUUUCCAGUCCUGCUUUUCUAUUUGAAUGAGGUUUUUAUUCCCGGUAUUUAUACUGUGCCUUCGAGAUCGGUUGAUACAAGCCUAAGUUUGUUUUAUCACUCCAUGCUUUAUCGUGCAUAUGUGAGGAACGAAUAUCGGAUGAUUUCCCUCAUAAUAACAUUUGAGGCUUCUUAAAUACUGUUGUUGUUACUGAAUAUCUGGUUCUUCCAUCAAAAGUUUCCGAUGAGACAAAUUUUAAAUUUAUGUAUUUUAAAGUGGGUACAAUUCUAUUAAAAAAUCAAUUACUUGUUGACAAAGAACUACUAUGUCGCCAUAAAGACGGUUUUUGGCGCCUAGUUCUUCCUUUUGUUUGAUGAGUGUUUCAAAACCACCUUAUUUGCCUUGCUUUUCUAUUUGAAUGAGGUUUUCAUUCCCGGUAUUUAUACUGUCCCUUCGAGAUCGAUUGAUACAAGCCUAAGUUUGUCUUAUCACUCCAUUGCUUUAUCGUACAUAUGCGAGGAACGAAUAUAGGUUUCAUCUAUAAAAAUUAUUGGAUGAUUUCCCUCAUAACAUUCGGGGCUUCUUAAAUACUGUUGUUGUUGCUGAAUAUCUGGCUUUUCCAUCAAAAAUUGCCGAUGACACAAAUUUUAAAUGAAUGUGUUUUAGAGUGGGUACAAUUCUAUUAUAAAAUUAAUUACUUGUUGACAAAGAACUCCUAUGUUGUCAUAAAGACAGUUUUUGGUGCCUAGUUCAUCCUUUUUUUUUGACAAGUGUUUCAAAACCACCUCACUCGCCACCCUGAAUCUUUUUCAUUUAUUUUGCAAUGUUUUGAAGACUAUGCAAGGUCCGUGACAAGUUGAUUUGCUUUCCCUACAAACUUGAAGGGAACUGCAUGCAUGCAACUGCAUGAAGUGAAUUACAUUUGCAUUCAUCUGUCAUGUUUAGCCACUUUAGAUAUAAAUUCUAUAACGAUGAAACUGUUUACGGCUUGACAGUUUAUAGGAAACUGAUGGCACACAAAAUAAAUAUACCUAAGGGUGCUAGGUACUAACUAAUGGGGUCGCUUUUUAGAGAUCAUGCAGGCACUCUUGCCAGGAUGUUCAGCUCACGUUUGUGGGCGGGUCCAACUCAUCGUCAGUCUUAUUGCUGUUGACCUGUACCUCGCUCUAAGUCUAUGAUAAUACUUACCCCUCUUCUACUUAUAUGAAUUUUUACCAGUUUAAAUACUCAUCACAGCAUGGAAUAUAUAAUGGAGAAUAUAUUAGAGAGAUAAAUAGAGAAUAUAUUUCAAGUACUUUAAUAAAAAAAAGAGCUGAAGAUUUUGACUGUAAACUUUGAAAGAAUGGAUAUCACAGCAACAAUAAUAUUGAAUCAUUUAAAAAUCAAACAGUAGCAUUAGCAAAUUUUCUGAACGACAAUAAUGUUUAAAUGUAUGUGUAACAUUUUUUUGUAGA
Molecule: messenger RNA, 3721 nt
Organism: Anoplophora glabripennis (Asian longhorned beetle)
Lineage: Eukaryota; Metazoa; Arthropoda; Insecta; Coleoptera; Cerambycidae
Product: epsilon-sarcoglycan
Exons: 5
Coding region: 20-1276 (418 amino acids)
Cellular component (GO): membrane; sarcoglycan complex
Molecular function (GO): calcium ion binding
Source: RefSeq, a predicted model, not a curated record